AUGCCAGAAAUAGGUUUUACUGUUGAUGGGAUUGUCAAACAUGUGCAGUGUUUCUUCAAUGAACAACGAAUAUACAGAAAUAGAAAACCAGUUGAUUUAAAGGUACAUAUACAGUAUGCUGUAUUACAUUUUUUAUUACUUGUUUUUAACCCAUUAGCUGGCAUUGCACGCCCCCAACGAGCCCUACAUUAGUAUUUACCUGUCUAACGCCAGGUGAUUUACUUGUCAUGCAGUGGUAGAUUACUACCAGUUAAUGGGUUAAAAAAUAUAUCUGCCAAUGUCUCUUGUUAACCCAUUAGUGGGCAAUGCGCCCAAAUGUGCCCACUUCAGACAGUAUUUACUCUAUCUAACACCCGACAAUUUUACUCGUCAGUGGUAGAGUACUGCCACUAAUUGUGUUCACCAUCCUAUCUGUCAGUGACUCUUAUUAAUUAACAAAUACAUCUGCCAAAUGCCUCCUAUUAACCCAUUAGCUGGCAGUGUGCCCAAAUGUACCCUACAUUAGUAUUUACUCUGUCUAACGCCAGACGAACGAUUUUAACUCAUCAGUAGUAGGGUGCUGUUAACAAACCUAUCUGCCAAUGGCUCUUAUUAGCAAAUAUAUCUGCCAAUGUCUCUUAUAGUUAACAACUAUUUUACUUGUCAGUGAUAGAGAACUGCCAGUAAAUGGGUUAAAUUAACAAACCUAGCUAUCUGCCAAUGUCUCUUAUUAACCUGUUAGCUGGUAAUGCAGCCAAAUGCACACUACUUUAGUAUUUACAGAACUCUGUCUAAGGCCAAAAAAAAAUACCUGUGGUUCCGAUUCCCGACCGACCCUAUUUUUUUCUGCCGCCCCUAUUAUUUUUUCAACAUGAUUGACCGUGCGACCCUAUUUUUUCCAGGUGGUUGUGGGCUGCUCAUACAGCGUGCCAAAAUGGCGUCUGUUAAUUGUCACACUAAUUAUUGCAAAAACCAUUAACCAUGAAAAAAUAUUCGAAAAAAAAAUUUAUUUCCGACCUACCGAUCUUAAUUUUUUCACGAUAUGAAACCGAAACCACAGGUAUUUUUUUAUGCCUAACGCCAUACGUAUUUAUUCUGUCUAACGCCAGACGAUUUCAUUCGUCAGUGGUAGCUAGAGUACUACCAGUAAAUGAGUUAAAUUAAAUGAUGAAAUGUAACAUAAUUAAAUAUAUUUAUAGGUUUCCAAUUCAACAAAAGAAGAUCCAAAGUUCCCUGAACUGUUAACUAUUUCUCCAAAUGAGAAAGUCCCAGGUUCUUCAAAAAAGCUGAAGGUACGUGUACAGAUUGGAAAUUGCAUGUGAACUUUGCUUUUUCCUUAACUGAUGCGCGCAUGUGCACAGCAAAUUUAGCUAACUAGUACGUACUGAGAAUAUCAGUCGUACUGCAUGUCCAGAGAUGUCAAAAGGAAAAGUAUUUUGAUCUUCAUUAGCAUCCAGUUCAUUUAUAAUAUUUCAAUGUAUAAGCAUUACUCAUUCACUGUUAUAAAGGUUUUAGUACCUAUAGUUUUAUACUUGGUCUCUGUUACUGGAACAUUUUCUCGCAUUAAUAUUUUUUCCUUUUUCCUGCAUGUAGCGAGUUAAAAGAAUUAGUGAUGAUGGAUCAGGAAGUGAUACUGGGAACGAUCAUGGUGCCCAAUCUGCAAGUACUCUUUCACCAAAUAGUGAUUUGGAUUCAUCGCCUGAAGAUUUGGGCAUACAUGAUAUCAAAAGUAGUGUCUCUCUAGAUCUGCCUAAGGAUGAUUCGGAGAGUAAAUCCCCCAAAGCAUACCCAUUUAAAAGUUGUCAGAUGAUUUGCAAAGCAGUGUUUGGUGAACUGCCAAAUAGGGAAGACAUUAUAAGAAUCUUAAAGAAGAAAUUCGAUGUAAAGCAAAGUCAAAUAACAGCGCUAACAAUGAGCCAACUUCUUGAAGUAACAUCAAAAAAGUUGAUCAACCAAAAAUACUGUUCUGUCAAAGAAGGCACAAACAUGAGCAAUAUCAGAAUGGACAGUAUUAUUGUGCACAAAGAGAUUGCACUUUAG
Paramuricea clavata is the source of this 2019-nucleotide messenger RNA. The record is from the annotation of a GenBank genome assembly. Lineage: Eukaryota; Metazoa; Cnidaria; Anthozoa; Malacalcyonacea; Plexauridae.